Penicillium malachiteum is the source of this 606-nucleotide messenger RNA. Its product is annotated as coatomer subunit zeta. The transcript is spliced from 2 exons. The record is from RefSeq and is a predicted model, not a curated record. Lineage: Eukaryota; Fungi; Ascomycota; Eurotiomycetes; Eurotiales; Aspergillaceae. Bases 1 to 606 code for a protein of 201 amino acids. Gene Ontology annotation, cellular component: COPI vesicle coat. Gene Ontology annotation, biological process: intracellular protein transport; retrograde vesicle-mediated transport, Golgi to endoplasmic reticulum; intra-Golgi vesicle-mediated transport.
AUGCCUGCUCCUCUGUCUCUCUUCUCCGUCAAUGCCGUCCUCAUUAUGUCGGCGGAUGAUGGAUCCCGCAUCUUUACCAAGUACUACUCGGCGCCUCAUGCCCCAGCUGGCACAGCGCCCAACUCGACCAAUUACCCCGGUGCGAACCCCUACCCUGCCCUGAAGGAGCAGCGUGCAUUUGAGAAGGGUCUCCUUGAGAAGACCAACAAGUCCACUAGCGACAUAAUUCUUUACGACAACCGGAUCGUCGUUUUUAAGAUGGAGAGCGACGUGAUGCUCUACGUGGUUGGAAGUGCCGAUGAGAACGAGGUUCUACUAUACAAUGUCGUCCUGUCUCUCCGUGAUGCUCUUGGAAUUUUAUUCAAGGGUGCCACCGACAAGCGCACCAUCGUCGAGAACUACGACCUCGUUUCCCUUACCAUUGACGAGCUUAUUGACGACGGUAUCAUUCUGGAGACUGACCCUGUCAUGGUCGCCUCGCGUGUUAGCCGUGCGCCAGCUGCGGAUGCGCCCAAUAUGAAGAACAUCGAUCUCUCGGAACAGGGUCUGAUGAACGCUUGGGAGUUCGGUAAACGCCGUCUGGCCGAUUCCUUGCGACAGAUGUAA